UGUUUCAUGCAAACUGACACGGAACUUCGAAAGGUCGCUGAAUUCAAAGAAAUCUUUUGUUCGAAUUAUAAUAUAAUUGUAUAUUUGUAUUUCUACGUUACAAUCUAAAAGACGUGAAAGGAAAAGGACCAUGAAAGGAGAUACUUUAGAUGAUUCUGACAAAUGAUGCUGAAGUUAUAAGGUCAAAUACAGCUGUUUGACUUAAACUUUAUAAAGGAAAUGGCUUCUUUCGUUCGCUGGGUUUGUUUUUCUUAUUCGCUUUUUCUUCUCUCGUUAAUGGGUUUAUUUUCAAGCCGUGAAGCCCAGCACCAUACAAGACUUUAUAAACAUGGACAUGUUAUAAUUGGAGGGCUAUUUCCAAUCCAUCUUCAGCAAGUCAACGAUAAAUGUGUUGGUUUUCGUCCCGAGGCGCUGGCUUGGUCAGWAGCAAUGAAAYUAGCCAUCGAYAACAUAAACCGAAAUUCUUCGCUGCUGCCAAAUGUGAUUUUAGGCUACGAUAUUCAAGAUACUUGUGGCACAGAACAAGUUGCAAUAUCUUCUGCGGCACAGUUCUCGUUUAUUAACACUUUAAUGUUUAAUGAGAGAUAUUCAAAGGCCGUUAACUCUUGUGUUGAGGUUUCKUCCAAAGGCAACAAAACACAUCCUCCCAUUGUUGCCGUUUUAGGCGGAGAGGACUCGCGAGUUUCAGUUAAUAUGGCGAACGUUUUACAACUUGGUGACAUACCACAAAUCAGYUAYGGUUCAACAAGCGCACAGCUCUCGAAUAAAAAAAAAUUUCGCACCUUUUUUCGCACUGUACCUUCGGAUGCAUUUCAAUCUCAAGCGAUGGCGCAAACUGUCAAAGAGAACAAAUGGACUUGUGUGGCUGUCAUUGGCACAGACGAUGUCUAUGGAAGAAGCGGAAUCACCUCAUUUCAAAAUGCUGCGAAUGAUCAACAGAUUUGCAUCGCAUUAACUGAACUUUUCCCUGUAUAUGAUUCAGAAAACAGAAUAAAAAUUCUGGUCGAAAAGUUAAAGUCUAUGAAACAUGUUGAAAUUAUAAUCCUGUAUAGUCUCCCUGCACAGGCUGUGCAAAUAUUCAAGGAGGCAGUGAAACAAAACAUGGUUGACAAAACUUGGAUUGCAAGUGACGGAUGGGCGGAGUCAACAUAUGUUCGACAAGAACAAUUUAUACCGUUGAUCCAAGGGACAAUAGGAUUUGAGUUUCGAGAUGUUCACUUUUUGCCUUUAGAAAGGUAUUUUAUGGAUUUGAACAGUUCAAUUGCUAAUAAAAAUGUAUGGUGGGAAGAGUUUUGGAGCACACAAUUUAAUUGCUCRAUWAAUAAUAUGCAAAACAAUGGCYUGAAACUUUGCAGCGGUGGUGAAAAAAUUACAAGUGAUUUCUACACUAAGAAACUUCAYUCUCCACUAUCUGCUUAUGUUGCUGAUGCUGUUUAUACWGUAGCACAUGCCUUGAGCCGUCUUCAGAAUUGCAUUGGAUUAAAGUGUAACAACUUGGCUGAUAUCACACCAGAAAARAUGGUUGAGGCAAUAAAGAGGACCUCUUUCAAUGGUUUGACAGGAAGUUUUGAUUUUUCCCAAACAGAAAAACAAGCAAGAUAUGAUAUUGUCAACUUGCAAGUCAACUCAUUUGGYUCCAUUGAAGCUGUGAACAUUGGACAAUGGGACAAUAAUAACCUUAAUGUAAACAAUGGUAAAAUACAAUGGCAUAAAAAUAAAAAGCCAAGGUCCUCAUGUGGAGCUGUCUGCCCUAAAGGGACAUACAAGGGAAAGCCUAUUCAAUGCGUAUGGGGCUGCUUUGCAUGUUCUGAGGACACCUAUACUGAUGUUGAAGAAAGCACCACUUGCAAAAAGUGYCCUAAAGGUUUUGUACAUUCARAGAAUUACACCUCUUGUACWGAGGUCCCUCCACAGUAUAUUCGUUGGGUAGACCCAUGGGGAAUUGGUUUGCUAUUUACAAACUGUGCAGGAAUUGUUAUGACCCUUUUUGUUUUAGCGAUGAUCAUCAGAAACUACAAAACCCCAUUGGUCACUGAAACAGGAGGAAUUCUCAAUUUGAUGCUUCUUAUAGACCUUCUUCUUUCUUAUGGAUUCAACUUUAUUUUAUUGUCGCCACCGUCCGAUUUCAGAUGCAUAUUUUUAGCAAUUCUCUUUUACAUUAUCUAUCCAGGAGCUGUUGUAACAUUCCUUCUUAAAAUACUCUUUAUUAGACGUUGCUUUGAUGCAAGUAAUACUAUUGCUAUUCAAGGCAGUCCRUCCAUUGCAGCAAAGGGCUUUGAWCGUCCAGUUUGGCAGUACUGCRUCUUGGCUUUAGUUGCUGUUCUAUUUCCUGUAAUAAUGUCCAUCAUUUGGAUUAUUGUUGGAGAUCUUCAUUCUGGCAAAGUUGUCAUAAACCGAGAUGUUGUGUACAUGACUUGCCCAUCUGUAGAUACUGUGGGUGGACAAUUACUCAGGUAUAUCAUUGCCGUCUACCUCUUUGUUAUUGUUCUUGCUGCUACAGUGUACUCCCAUCAAACUAAAAAGAUAUGCCAGGCGCAAAAGUUUCUGGAAUCUAAGCAUAUGUUUUAUGCUCUGGUUCUUUUCCUUGUCACCUUGACAACAUUUUAUCCAGGCUGGGCACUUAUCCAAGGACCUGUUUUGCAAGUAUUUGCAUGCUUAACAAACAUCACUGCUGCAACAGGAGUCAUUAUCUGUGCAUAYGGACCUAAAAUCCACCUUCUUCUAUUCUAUCCAGUCUUAAACACAUAUGCACAUGUUCAUCCAGUGCACACCUCUGUUACAUCUGCAGCAUUGAAUAUGGGUCUUCACCUUGUGAAUACUGGAAGAGGGAGGACAAUUACUCUACGUGAUGACUCUACACCUUCUCUGCAGUCAAGUCCAGAUGUUGGSCGUCGAACUGACACAGUUAACGAUAGCAGCAGCUCWCAACAAACUGUGAUAAAGCAUUCAAAUGUUGUUUCUAUAGAAGCUUGAUUCAAGUAUACAACUGUGCAGUUUACUGAAAUGAAAAAAUAUUGACCUUUGAUUUAGUCAAAAAAAAAAGACCUGACAUAUCACAACUUAGCAAUACAAUAUAUCAGUUCAUUCUUUGACAUAAACUUUAACUGUAACAACAUGUUGUCUUACUUGUCGCUAAUAAGUGCAUCAUGCUCUUGCAUGUAAAUAUGGUGUGUGUAAAUAUAUGGCAGCUGAUAUGCUUUAGUUAAACCUUUAGUUUGUCAUCAAACUUUAAAAUAUGAUUGUUUGGCUGUAAAUAAGUGUGAUAAGAUCGAGUUGAUCUGAAAUUAAUAUUUAAAUGAGAAAAGAACAAAAAUCAUAUGAAUAUACCCUUGAUGGACUCAUUUUUGUCUAUUCUUAAAAUUACAGUAAAGGCAGGAAUAGCAUUCAAUCUAUGUGCAAAUUGUUUGUUUAUUGAYUGUUUUCUAUCCUAGGAACAAGGCUAUUACUGCAUGUACUGGAAAUUUAAGAAUAGUCAGUGCAUUUACAUGUUAGCAGACAGAAUUUUGCAAAUAACUAAUAUAAUUCUACUUGACUGUAUAAUUAAAGAAACUUAGAAAUGUUAAUAUAAAAAAAUAUAAUAGAUGUACAUUCAUUCUAUUAAAAUAAUAUAUUGUUAACUUUACCGUUAACUUUCURUCAAAAAUAAAUGCUUUUUGGAUAAAUGGAUAAAUUAUUA
Messenger RNA from Exaiptasia diaphana, 3676 nucleotides. Its product is annotated as extracellular calcium-sensing receptor. The record is from RefSeq and is a predicted model, not a curated record. NCBI's taxonomy places the organism in Eukaryota, Metazoa, Cnidaria, Anthozoa, Actiniaria, Aiptasiidae. Gene Ontology annotation, molecular function: adenylate cyclase inhibiting G protein-coupled glutamate receptor activity. Gene Ontology annotation, biological process: G protein-coupled glutamate receptor signaling pathway; regulation of synaptic transmission, glutamatergic. The coding region runs from base 220 to 2973 and encodes 917 amino acids. The transcript has a single exon. Gene Ontology annotation, cellular component: membrane.